AUUCUUGUGGCAGCUUUCAAGAAAAGGAUCUCUCUCGAACGGGUCUAUUAACCACACUGAUAAUCUUCCCAACUUUUUUUUUUUUUUUUUUUUUGCCUCUGGAAAUACUUGUUUGGGACUUUUUUAGCUGGUUUGGAAACUUAUUUUGCGGUUUGAUUUCGCGGGACUCGCAUCAUUUAUUUAAUUCUACCUAAGACAGUAAAAUCAUCAUACUUUUGAGUCUGUUUUCGGUGGUGGUCUUGCAUUUAGAGCGGUUUUGUCCAGUGUAAAAUAAAGCGAAAAGAACGUUUUUAUUCAUAGACUGGGGCGCGUUUUGAUAUUUUUUUGUAAUGGCGCUGCUACCCCAUUGGUUGAAGGAUUUGACCCCCGAAAUGAUCAAAAGAGCCGAAGUAGAGUUGGGUGAAACUUCAGAAAAAAGGAAAAUAGCGAUGGAAGAGCUCAGGCAACUUAUUGAUAAUGAAGAAGGGUUUUGCAUCCCAACAGAUGAACAAUUCCUACAGCGAUUCCUUCGUGCCAAAAAGUAUGAAGUGAAAAGAGCUUUCAAAAGCCUCAAGCUCUAUUAUUCCUUAAAGGCCAGUUUUCCAGAGUUACUCAACAUUUUACCAUCGGAUGUUGAACACAUUUUGAAAAAGGAUAUUAUAAUGGUGACAACUAGAAGGGGUUUAAAUGCAGAAGGAGUCCUUAUAUUACUAUUAGGAGUUAUAGAUGACGACUGGUCAGUAUCUGCUGAAGACCUGACCAGAGCGACGUUCAUUUCUGCCGAUAUAGGAGUUGAAGCGGAGGCAUCCCAAAUAUGUGGAAGUUCCAUGAUUUUUGACUUGAAAGGUGUUACGUGGAGGACUUUGGUUCGUUUGAGCACUCCGAAAAUUCUUUCUUUGAUGGCCAAAGGUUUGCAGGAUGCCUGGCCUCAUAGAAUCAAUGGCAUACAUGUUGUAAAUGAACCAAGCUAUUUUACAUACACCUAUAACAUAAUCCGCCCCAUGCUAUCCAGGAAAAUGAGGAGAAGGAUUCAUUUCCACGGCAAAAGUUUGGAAAGCUUACACAAACACUUCCCUGUUGAAAUUCUUCCCGAGGCCCUAGGAGGUAAAGCUGGAAAGAAAGAAUUUAAAGAAUUUCGGGAAAAUAUUCUGGACAGAGAAAAGCUUGGAGAGAAACUGAGAGAUUUCGUCUACGAAGGUGUUAAAUUUCCAGAGGCAAAUUCUGAACCAUUUGAAUCUGAGUCAUAUAAUUAAAUAAAGAAAAUCUACAAAAAUUUGUCAGCUCAUAUACAGCUGAGAAAUGAUGAUAAAAAUGGCACAAUGGCGUGCACAUCAAGGCCAAAAUUUAAAAAUGAUAAUUCUUUAAAAAAAGAAACUUUAAAGAAAUUAAAUUGAAAGUUUUGAAUUUUAUAGGACUUUGCGGCAGCUUUAGUGAUCUGACGAGAUAUGCGCAGAGGUUUCAUCUGUAACUGCGCAUUACGUCAUCCGGUGGGUGGUUACUGCAAACGUGUCUUGAAUCAGACGAUUAUUUUGGAAUUGGAGAAAGCACAAAAGAUAAUUGAACUGCAAUACAAAAUGAAUGUCUGUUUUUUUUUAUACAAACAGGCAUUUCCUCAUGUUUGUAUUCACGAAAAGAAAAUAGAGGGGGAAAAAAGCCUUUGGUGUCCUUUUAAUAUCACAAAAACAAAAACAAAUAAACUUGUUUAUCACAUGCUCACUUAAUAUUUAUUUUCUACAAUCAUUUUCAAAAUUCCUCCUGCCGUUCUUCUAGAAAAUACUAUUCGAAUUUGUUUUGGAAGAAAAAAUCGUUUAUGUUGUUUUGGAACAAUUAAGAAUUUAUCCAUCUAAAACAAACCAUCAAAUAAAAAAAAAGUUUUCAUUUUUUUGAGAUGAAUACAUAUUAUACUUUUUAAAAACUUCGAAUAGAAAACAAAUUGGUCAUGAUAGCUUAUUGCGAAAUGUUUAUGUUUCAGAAACAGUAAUUUGUACUAUCAAUUAAUUAUCCUAUUGUCUUCGCAUGCAACUUAUUUUUUUCAAAUAAAAUGGUCUCCAAAAAAUAUUUUUAUAAACUGAAAAAUAUUCAGAGAAUUGUAAUUUCAGUUUUCCUCCGCAAUUUUUUUUCUCUUCGAAUAAUCUAGUUUAUUUCCGUAUUUUUUUAUAUAAAAUAACACACACACAAACCUUAAAUUCUUCAUUUUUGUUUGCUGUUUCUAUUUUAUACAUAAAAAAUU
Messenger RNA from Argiope bruennichi, 2209 nucleotides. RefSeq names its product retinaldehyde-binding protein 1-like. The coding region runs from base 330 to 1232 and encodes 300 amino acids. The transcript has 5 exons. NCBI's taxonomy places the organism in Eukaryota, Metazoa, Arthropoda, Arachnida, Araneae, Araneidae. Gene Ontology annotation, molecular function: phosphatidylinositol bisphosphate binding. The record is from RefSeq and is a predicted model, not a curated record. Gene Ontology annotation, cellular component: membrane.